This is a messenger RNA of Botrytis deweyae, 2546 nucleotides long. RefSeq lists its product as uncharacterized. Gene Ontology annotation, cellular component: cytoplasm. The record is from RefSeq and is a predicted model, not a curated record. The coding region runs from base 57 to 2546 and encodes 829 amino acids. Gene Ontology annotation, molecular function: ATP binding; cysteine-tRNA ligase activity. Lineage: Eukaryota; Fungi; Ascomycota; Leotiomycetes; Helotiales; Sclerotiniaceae. Gene Ontology annotation, biological process: cysteinyl-tRNA aminoacylation. The transcript is spliced from 2 exons.
CUAUAAUUAUCAAACAAAGAAGUGACUCAAUAUCUUCAUGACAUUCUACCAACUGAAUGUUUCUUCCCUUACGCUCUCUAAGAUUUUCUACGUUCUCUAAUCCUUAUAUUCAUUUGCUCACAGUUCGAAAGUUUACUACGAAUAAUUUUACAAAAAUGGAUCAAUUGAAAGUUCACAACUCUUUAAAGCCUGGUGGUCCAGUCCCAUUUGUACCUAUUGAGAAAGGAAAGGUUUCUUGGUAUGUCUGCGGACCAACAGUAUAUGAUCACUCGCACUUGGGACAUGCUAGGAACUAUGUUUCUACUGAUAUUAUACGAAGAAUCAUGAAAGAUUAUUUUGGUUUUGAUCUGAAUUUUGUUAUGAACAUUACAGAUGUCGAUGACAAGAUUAUCUUGAAAGCCCGAAGACAAAAGCUACUGGAGCUUGAAAAGUCGAAAACAUAUACCGAACCGGAGCUCGCAAAAUUAGCCGCAGAAGCCUUCCAAUCCUACGCAACAUCAAACCUCCCGGAACUGCUGAAAGAUGGCACUCAACUUACACCUAACAAUUAUGCAGAAAGAAGAGAUAUUGCAUAUGGAAAAGUAUUGGCGGGCGGAACAUUGACAGGCGAAGGAAAACCAGGAGAUGCGGAAGCGAAGAUAAAGAUGCAUAUAAGCAAUCUUUCUUCUGCGGCGCAAGCCAUCCAACAAGAGAAGAUUUUCGGUGGAGCAGAUGAGAUUCUUCUUCCAUAUCUCGAUUCUUUGUAUAAGGAUUCGAUCGACGCGAAAGACCAUACCAUUUUCACCAAUGUCACUCAAUACUGGGAAGAUCAAUUCAUGGAAGACAUGGACGCACUAAAUGUCAUGCGACCAGAUGUUAUCACACGAGUUACCACCUAUGUACCAAAGAUCGCAACCUUCGUAAAGAAAAUUAUUGACAAGGGCUUUGCUUAUGAAUCAGACGGAUCGGUUUACUUCGAUAUUGCAGCAUUCGAGAAAGCUGGUAAUCCUUAUGCGCGACUACGACCAGAAAGUAGAAACGACAAAGCCUUGCAAGAAGAAGGUGAAGGGUCACUAUCGAAGAAUUUGGGUGGUAAGCGAGGGGCAGGAGAUUUUGCACUCUGGAAGAAAUCCAAAGCAGGAGAACCAAGCUGGCCAAGUCCCUGGGGUGAAGGCAGACCUGGAUGGCAUAUUGAGUGCUCCGUCAUGGCUUCCGAUGUUUUAGGGUCAAAGAUGGAUAUACACUCCGGUGGUAUUGAUCUCGCGUUUCCUCAUCACGACAAUGAAUUGGCACAAAGUGAGGCAUAUUUCUGCGAGCAUGAGCAUGGCCCACAUGAGUGGGUAAACUACUUCUUGCACAUGGGGCAUCUUUCUAUUGCAGGGUCAAAGAUGUCGAAGUCAUUGAAGAAUUUCCAGACCAUUCGAGAUGCACUAGCUACUGAUUAUACUCCAAGGUCAAUGAGAAUAGUAUUUCUGAUGGGAAGAUGGAAUGAUGGUGUUGAGAUUUCGCCAGAUAUGAGACUGAUGGCCGACGCAUGGGAAGCGACCGUUAACAACUUCUUCGUCAAUGUCAAAUCCCACAUCAUUGAGGGUGGAAAUUCGACAUCCGUCGAGGACUUUAAAUCUCUUUCGAUCCAUCCAGAAUUGCAAGCAGCCUUGGACAAGGCACAGACAGAUCUUCAGACCGCUCUCACAGAAUCCUUUGAUACACCAAGAGCCAUGCUUAUUUUGCAAGAGCUAAUCAAGGAAUCGAAUGUCCACAUUGGCUCUCACAAAUCUGAUCUUGACAUCCAGGGACUAGAGAAAGUUGCUCGAUGGAUUACAAAGAUACUUGGCAUCUUCGGUCUCGAUGCAAAUGCAAAAGCACCAUACGAUGGACUUGGUUGGGCUAGCGCUUCUGUUGAUAGUAAUCAUACCCCUGAACAGAUUGUGGCACCUUAUGCCAACGUCUUCAGACAAGUCAAAGACGAAAUUGAGGGUUUGUCGUUACACACUGAGACACUUGACAAAUUGCUCGCCACGGAUGUUGACAGCGAAUUUUCAUUGCUUGUAUCCUCGGGAACAAAAGAUCAGGAAGCUCUCGCUCUCCCAUACAUUCGGGCCGUUGCGAGGACUAGAGAUGAGCUGAGGCGAGUAGCACCAACCUCUGAACAUAAAAAACAUAUCCUGGCAUUAUCUGAUCGAAUUCGGGACAACGAUCUCACGAAUCUCGGUGUUUAUUUGGAUGAUAGACCAGACGAACAAGGUUCGCUUAUCAAGUUCAUUCCAAAAGAAGAACUUUUAGCACAAAAAGAGGAGAAGGCCGCUAAGGAAAGAGAGAAGGCAGCACAAAAAGAAGCCGCCAAACUUGCGAGAGAGAAGUUGGAACAAGAAAGGAUCGAAAAAGCAAAACUCAGUCCAGUGGAUAUGUUCAAGGAUGAUAGAUUUAGUGCAUGGGAUGUUGAUGGUAUGCCGACGAAGACGAAAGACGGGGAAGAUGUACCCAAAAGUGCAUUGAAAAAAUUGAAGAAGGAUUGGGACAGACAGAAGAAAGCUCAUGAGGACUGGAAAGCUAAGGCGCAGUCAUGA